This is a messenger RNA of Oryza brachyantha (malo sina), 1813 nucleotides long. RefSeq lists its product as uncharacterized. The transcript is spliced from 12 exons. The record is from RefSeq and is a predicted model, not a curated record. NCBI's taxonomy places the organism in Eukaryota, Viridiplantae, Streptophyta, Magnoliopsida, Poales, Poaceae. The annotation marks the transcript as partial.
GCCUCCUCCUCUUCCUCCUCCCCGCUCUCCUGGGCCCGCGCCGCGCCCGGCCGGCGCGGCAGGUGCGCGCCCCCGGCGUCGGCGUUCCACCCGGAGGUGUCCCGCGCGGUGGAGUCGCUGCAGGCGGAGUUCCGCGAGGUGGACCGCGCGCUCGCGCUCAACUCCGCCCGCGUCUCCGCCGCCUUCCGCGCCGCCCGCGUCGCCCCGCACCAUUUCGGUGGCUCGACGGGGUACGGUCACGACGACGGCGGCGGCCGGGAGGCGCUCGACGCCGUCUUCGCCCAAAUCGUCGGCGCCGAGGCCGCCAUUGUCCGCCCCCAGUUCUUCUCCGGGACGCACGCCAUUGCCUGUGCUCUGUUUGCUCUUCUUAGACCUGGACAUGAGCUCCUGGCAGUCGCUGGUCCUCCGUAUGACACCCUGGAGGAGGUGAUUGGGAUCAGGGGUUCGGCCAAUGUCGGAUCACUCAAGGAUUUUGGAGUGGCAUACCGUGAAAUUCCGCUUGCAGGAGAUGGUGGCCUUGAUUGGGAUGCUCUUGCAAAUGCUGUCAGACCAAAGACUGGAUGUGUCUUCAUACAAAGAUCUUGCGGUUAUUCGUGGCGCAAGAGCUUAUGCAUAUCAGAUAUCCAGCGAGCUAUUGAUUUGAUAAAGAUGCAAAAUCCAAACUGCAUGGUUAUGGUUGACAAUUGCUAUGGUGAAUUUGUUGAGACAUCAGAGCCUCCGAUGGCGGGAGCAGAUUUGAUUGCGGGUAGUUUGAUAAAGAACCCUGGUGGAACCAUUGCGCCUUGUGGUGGUUAUGUCGCUGGGAAGAAAGAUUUGGUUGCGGCAGCUGCAGCUCGUCUAUCUGCACCUGGCCUUGGGGUGGAGUUUGGAUCAACACCUGGCCAUGUGAUGCGAGCUCUGUUUCAAGGCUUGUUUCUUGCCCCGCAAAUGGUUGGAGAAGCUGUAAAGGGAGGUUUGCUGAUUGCAGAAGUCAUGUCAGCUAAGGGCUAUAGAGUUCAACCACUUCCGAGGGAACCUCGCUAUGAUAUUGUGCAGGCAGUAGAGCUUGGCAACAGGGAGAGACUCAUAGCAUUCUGUGAAGUAGUUCAACAAACUUGCCCAGUAGGAUCAUUUAUUAAACCAACUGCUGGGGAAACUCCUGGUUAUGCUUCAGAGGUCAUUUUUGCUGAUGGAACAUUCAUUGAUGGAAGCACAAGUGAGCUAUCAUGUGAUGGUCCCUUAAGAGAUCCAUACGCUGUAUUCUGUCAGGGAGGAACACAUUGGACACAGUGGGCCCUUGUCCUCAGUGACGUUCUGAAGAUCAUAUAGCUGUUUGUCGCCAGAAGCACAUAACACUUUUAUCUUGUGGAAUAGAUAUGCAUUUUUUGGUAUAAUUGAUGGGCAUUUGAUAUUGAUCGACAAUGAAAAUAGUCAGGAAAUAAACAUGAUGUACGUUCUUUUGGUUGAAAUAGAGAUAUUCACAGUUGUGGAGUGGUCAGGCUGCAUUUAUUAGAGUAACUUCGAGGCAAAGCAUCACGAAGACUAGCUUCAGCCGUUGACUUGCCAGUUCAUUUGGGAGUAGAACUGAGUUGUAUGGAUUUGUUAGAAACUUUAGAAUGCUUUGGAAGCGAUGCACUAAUUACACAGGCUAAAUUGACUCUCAGAGUGCAUCAUUUUAGAUGAUUUUUUGUACCAUGAGUUCAUAUUGCUGAGUGUGUCAGGGACUCAGGGCCCAAUUGAUGAUAGAGGUCAAAUUGUAGAGUUUGCUAUCAUCGACGUUUUUGUAUGGAAUAUUUUUUUGCUAUUUCACUAAAAAUUAUAUCACAAUUUUCCU